Messenger RNA from Osmerus eperlanus (European smelt), 5471 nucleotides. Its product is annotated as helicase ARIP4-like. Gene Ontology annotation, molecular function: ATP hydrolysis activity; ATP-dependent chromatin remodeler activity; ATP binding. The record is from RefSeq and is a predicted model, not a curated record. NCBI's taxonomy places the organism in Eukaryota, Metazoa, Chordata, Actinopteri, Osmeriformes, Osmeridae. Gene Ontology annotation, cellular component: nucleus.
GGGGCCCCAGCUCAAGCUUAUGUAAGGAGUAUUCAGUUGCUUCCUGGUGGCGCUGGGCUGACUGCAUUCAGAACCGCACAGCAGAGCAACCAACAGGCAGCAGAUUACACACAGACAGCCAGCUAGGCAGUCAGCCAGCCAGUCCUAAGUUGAGUUACUAAGAUAGUCGGAGAGCCAGACAGAGAAGGAGUGAGUUUCUAUCUGAUAGAGAGAGACAGAGAGAAAAAGUGAGCGAGAGAGACUGAAAGAGGAGAGAGAGUUUGGAAGUAGAAACCGGACGGAUCUUCUGCAUUAGGACAGAGAGAGAGAGAGAAAGCAGGGUAGGUGAGGGACCAUCACAGACACCGACCCACCCUUUAUCCAGCUCCCACACGAACCCAGCCGUAAACAUGUUACUGUUGGAUGAGACGGAAACAUUUGGAGACCAGCCCCAUAGUGGCCCCUUGAGUUCAGAGACCGAGGCGCAAAGGGGAGACUCAGCAGGAUGGCAGUGUACCCCCCCUUCUACCUCUCCUUCGGGUGGGGAGACGCCCUCCCGGACCCUCUCCAGGCCCCCAUCCCGACACGCCAGCCAGAGCACCUCCCGCUCCCUGGCCAGCUCCAAGAAGAGAUCGUCUAAACCUGCACACAUGAGACGCAACAUCAGAAAGCUACUGAAGGAGCACCAGUUGGAUGCAGUGACCAAGGCCGCCCACCAGGAGGAACUGGAGAGGCGAUGCCGCCUCAAACACCCGAGGAAAGACCUCCCUUCUGACUACACGCUUGCAGGCCUCUCCCAGAGCAGCGGAGCCCAGCAGGCUGACAUCUGUCUGGGCCCCAGCAGCAUCGGCCAGCAGGACAGCAAGCCCCUGGCCCGCGCAACACCUCCCCUCAAAGACGAUGUGACUGACCUCAGCCCGGGGGAGGACGACCUCCACAUCACCGGCGCGUCAACCGACGACAGCGACGCCACACCGAAGGGCGUGGCCCACAUCGACGACACUCUCAACCAACCCGACGCCAGGGGGCGUGUCCUGGUCAACCUGAACCACCCGGCCUCCGACCCCGACCUCUUCCUGUCCCCUCAGCUCGCCCACGCCGUCAAGCCCCACCAGAUCGGAGGGAUCCGGUUCCUGUAUGACAACCUGGUGGAGUCGCUGCAGAGGUUUGAGAGCAGCAGUGGCUUGGGCUGCAUCCUGGCCCACAGCAUGGGACUGGGCAAGACCCUGCAGGUCAUCUCCUUCAUAGACAUCCUGCUGAGACACACCCAGGCUCACACCGUGCUGGCCAUCGUCCCUGUCAACACAUUACAGAACUGGCUGGCAGAGUUCAACCUCUGGGUACCUCCCCCUGAGGCGUCCCCGGAUACAGACCCGGCCCUCGUGACCCCUCGCACCUUCAAGGUGCACAUCCUCAACGACGAGCACAAGACCACAGCCUCCAGAGCUAGGGUAGUGGAGGACUGGGCUUGCGGCGGCGUGCUGCUGAUGGGCUACGAGAUGUACCGCCUGCUGUCCAUGAAGAAGAGCUUCGUGGCGGGGAGGAAGAGGAAGAGCAAGAAGCAGGCGGGCCCUGUGGUCAUCGACCUGGACGAGGAGGACCGCCAACAGGAGCUGCUCGGAGGCAUCGAGCGCGCCCUGUCUCGGCCCGGCCCGGACGUGGUGAUCUGUGACGAGGGCCACCGCAUCAAGAACUGCCACGCCAGCACCUCUCAGGCCCUGAAGAGCAUCCACACCCAGCGCAGAGUGGUCCUCACCGGCUACCCGCUCCAGAACAGCCUGCUGGAAUACUGGUGCAUGGUGGACUUUGUGAGGCCCGACUUCCUGGGCACGCGGCAGGAGUUCAGCAACAUGUUCGAGAGGCCCAUCCUGAACGGCCAGUGUGUGGACAGCACCCCCCAGGACCUGAGGCUGAUGCGCUACCGGAGCCACGUGCUGCAUAGCCUGCUGGAGGGGUUUGUCCAGAGGCGGGGCCAUGACGUGCUGAGGGACCAGCUGCCCUCCAAGGACGAGCAUGUGAUCCUGGUCAGGCUCUCCCCCCUGCAGAGGGCGCUCUACACAGAGUUCAUGAACCGCUUCAGAGAGGCAGGAAACUCUGGCUGGCUCAGCCUCAACCCUCUCAAGGCCUUCUGCGUCUGCUGCAAGAUCUGGAACCACCCAGACGUUCUGUACGAGACGCUCCAAAAGGAGAACCUGGUCAAUGAGCAGGACCUUGACCUGGAUGACAUCACCACCGCAGGCCCCGCCCGUUGCCCCCCAACCAAUCAGAAGGCCAAGCUCCCGGAGACGGAGAACCCCGACGCCAUUGGGGGGCUGAGCCUCACUGCCUUGCAGGAGAAGGCCAAUCAGGUCAUCACCUACGAAUGGGCCAAGGACAUCAUGUGUGGCUAUGAGACGGGCGUCCUGGAGAACUCUGCCAAGAUGGUGCUGCUGUUCCACCUGAUCGAGGAGAGCGUCCGGACGGGAGACAAGAUCCUGGUUUUCAGUCAGAGUCUGUCGACCCUUACUGUCAUUGAAGAGUUUCUUGCUAAGAGGCAGCUUCCCCCAAGUCCAGGCCAGAACCAAACCCAGAAACAGAACUGGAUCCGCAAUCAAAACUACUACCGUCUGGAUGGCAGUACGUCUGUCUCAGAGAGGGAGAGACUAAUCAACCAGUUCAACGACCCCUCAAACACGUCUGCCUGGGUCUUCCUGCUCUCCACCAGGGCGGGCUGCCUGGGGGUGAACCUGAUCGGGGCCAACCGCGUGGUGGUGUUCGACGCCUCCUGGAACCCGUGCCACGACGCCCAAGCCGUGUGCCGCGUCUACCGCUACGGCCAGAAGAAGCCCUGCCACAUCUACCGGCUGGUGUGUGACUUCACCCUGGAGAAGAAGAUCUACGACCGGCAGAUCUCCAAACAGGGCAUGUCUGACCGCGUGGUGGACGACCUGAACCCCGUGCUGGCGUUCACGCGCAGGGAGGUGGAGUCUCUGCUGCACUUUGUGGAGGAGGAGCCCGAGCCGUGGCAGGUGCAGCUGCAGAGCCAGGAGCACAUGGAGAAGGUGAUCAGGAAGGCCUGCCAGCUCCACCCUCACCUCAUCACCAAGCAACCCUUCCACCACGAGUCCCUGCUGAUGGACAGGAGGGAGCUGAAGCUCACCAAGGCUGAGAAGAAGGCAGCCAGGAAGAGCUACGAGGAGGAGAAGAGGGCGUCGGUGCCCUACACCAGGCCGUCCUACGCCCACUACUACCCCGCCAGCGACCAGAGCCUCACCAACAUCCCCGCCUUCAGCCAGCGCAACUGGCGCCCCCCCCCUACUUGUCCAGAAGAGAAGCCAGGGGCCAGCGUCCGGCCUGUCCAGUCCACUCCGGUUCCCAUCGUGCCGCGGCAGGCUACCCAAGGCUCCGCCUCCCUGCCAGUGUCAGACUCCAACUCAGGCUUCCCAGUUAACUACCUCCAAAAGGCCGGCGUGUUCGUCCAGAAGAUAGUCACCACCACUGACAUAGUUAUUCCUGGAGCCCACAGCUCCACAGACGUCAAGGCCAGGAUCAGUGCUGGGGAGAGUAUCCAUGUCAUCAGAGGAACCAAGGGAACCUACAUCAGGGCGAGUGAUGGGAGGAUAUUUGCCAUCCGAGCUGCAGCUAAGCCAAAGCCAGGAGAGGAGAGUGCUGCCGGACCCAAAGAUGCCCAGAAUCCACCAGAAGACGUGUCCACCAAUAGCGGCAGUGCCUGCGUGUCACCUGACCGGGAGCAAAUGUCGUCUGAGGGCGCACCCCGCCCCGUCUCCCCAGACGGCCCCGAUAUCCUGAGCGAGCUGCAGCGCUACGCGGCCAGGCCCGGGGACGAAGUAGGGGUCCAUGAGACCCCGCCCUCUUCUGUGUCUGGAGGUCCCCAGGAGAGGGCGCCAGAGAGCCCCAAAAACAACAGCCAUCUGACCACCGCCAGCAUGUUCACCAACGGUGACCGGGUGACCACAGACAACCCAGCAACCGCCAACGUAAAGCAUCAGGGAGACGCCGUCGCUUCCGGCCCCGUCCGGCCCAACAUGGACGCCACCGCCGCCCUGGACCUGCGUGGCGCCAAACGCAAGGCCUCCAGCCCGUCAUUGGACGAGCGUGCCAACAAGCAGCCGGGCCCCGGCAAUCGUUCCUCUGCCCCGCUGCCCUCCUCGGGCUUCCCCUUCGCUGGAGCCUGCGGCCUGCCCUCCCUGGGCCUCAGCCCCGCCAUGCUGGGGGCCAUGGGACACCCCCUCUUCAUGGGGGCGGGAUCACCCUACUUCCACCCCCCUGGCCAGAUGGGAGACCCCCGCCACGUAUUCCCUAUGACCCCUGAGCCCUUUAAUCUUGGGAGUGGGGCCCUGCCUAGCUCCUCCUCCCGUUCCUCCUCCUCCACUACCUCCACUCCCACCCCGUCCUGCUCCUCCUUCUCCUCCUCCUCCUCUGCUGCUACUGCUAGCUCCGGCCUGGGUGCCCUGCCUCCCUUCAUGUUGGGUGCGGCGGGCAUGGCGGGCAUGCUGCCCUCUGGCUACCAUCUGCCCUACAGCCAGGCUCUGGGGGGGCUCUACCCAGCCUCCGUCCUCCCCGGGGGUCUACCUGCUGCCAUGCCCGGCCCGGCAGGAGCCAGCUUCCUGUCCCACUACACCCCUACUUCCUCCUCAAGCUCCUCCCCCUCCCCCUCCUCGGGCCUGCUUCGUCCGGACGGACACGGCUCGACGGAAAACGGCGACGAUCGCAGCAGCAGCUCAGACGAUGGGGAUGAUGUCGACGACGACGAUGAUGAUGACGUCAUUGAGGUUAUGGGACAAUAAUUGGUGGCUCCUCGCUGUCCAAUCCCCAGUGAGAAAACGAAGUGCAUCCCUGAGUCUUUGCGUGCGAACUGACCUGAACACAAGUCUCCCAGGACAAAGCAACAAAUCUUGAUGCUGAAUAUCUUAUUUAAGACAAAAUAUUAAAAAGGAUGACCAUAGAGAACCAAUAUGGAGACCUUAUGACUUUCGAAAUUGGGCCUCGGACUAGCUUAGCUUACACAUCACUGGUUGAUUCUUAACUGUUGGUCGGGGCCUACAGUCAUUUAACAGUGGGCCUGUGUGGCUGUUUUGGGUUACUGCUUUUUGGAAAGACUCCUAGUUGAUUGAUUACCAACGAUCUUACAUUAGCCUUGUUGAAUCAGUUUGUUCGAUGUAGUCAGUAGAUUGACGCCUGUAUGGUAGAAGACUUCAGGCUCUCGUCAUUGAUAUUGAUUGUACUCUGUGCUACUGAACCCUUUCUUUAUUCCUUUUUUUUUUUACUUAAAAUUGUUCAAAUGGUAGACUGCCAUUUACCAAUUCUCUUUCAUUUACAUUUACAUUUAGUCAUUUAGCAGACGCUCUUAUCCAGAGCGACUUACAGUAAGUACAGGGACAUUCCCCCGAGGCAAGUAGGGUGAAGUGCCUUGCCCAAGGACACAACGUCAGUUGGCAUGGAAUCGAGUUGGCGGGAAUCGAACUGGCAACCUUCGGAUUACUAGCCCGAUU